AUGGCGUCCGGCCAACAACAGAUCAACGUCACGGACCUCGAUGUUCCCCAACUAGCAGAUGUCCGGAGGCAACUGGAAGAGGAGCUCACGCACCUGUCGAACUCGUACGCGCAGCUGCGGCAAGCGCAGGCGAAGUUCCGUGCCUGCAUCGACAACGUCGGGCAGGUGAAGGCGGAGAACAAAGACAAGGCGAUCCUCGUUCCCCUCACGAACUCUCUGUAUGUCCCGGGGAAGCUCAAUGACACGGAGCAUGUCAUUGUGGACAUUGGCACGGGAUACUACGUGAAAAAGACACGCGCACAGGCAUUGAAGCACUACGAGUCGAAAGUCGAGUACAUCCGUACGAACCUCGAGGCGUUGCAGGAGACGAUUCAGAAGAAGCAGGAGAACAUGAACUACCUCAUCAACAUCCUGCAGAUGAAGUUGCAGCAACAAGCAGGCGGGAAGGAGGUCAAGGCUGGGUGA
Messenger RNA from Trametes versicolor FP-101664 SS1, 465 nucleotides. Its product is annotated as Prefoldin alpha subunit. Gene Ontology annotation, cellular component: prefoldin complex; cytoplasm. Gene Ontology annotation, biological process: protein folding; regulation of DNA-templated transcription. The transcript has 4 exons. Lineage: Eukaryota; Fungi; Basidiomycota; Agaricomycetes; Polyporales; Polyporaceae. The record is from RefSeq and is a predicted model, not a curated record. Bases 1 to 465 code for a protein of 154 amino acids.